This is a messenger RNA of Bactrocera oleae (olive fruit fly), 743 nucleotides long. RefSeq names its product Cuticular protein 30F (gene Cpr30F). The record is from RefSeq and is a predicted model, not a curated record. NCBI's taxonomy places the organism in Eukaryota, Metazoa, Arthropoda, Insecta, Diptera, Tephritidae. Gene Ontology annotation, cellular component: extracellular matrix.
CAGGAGUUCCACGAGUACAAAUCAAAAUUCUACAGUACAGUAGCACCAAAAAGUCAGUGUACGGUCAAUUUAACUUGAAAGUGAAAUCCUUCGAAAACACGCAAACAAAAUGUUCACUUUAUUUGGUCUAUUCAUCAUCGGUUUGGGAGCUACCACCGCCAUUGAAUUGGGACAUGCACCACUGUUGCUCAAGCCGGCGCUAGUCAAGACCGUCGAAGUCGAGGCACCAGCUCAUUAUGAUUUCUCCUAUUCGGUGCGCGAUGAUCACACCGGUGACAUUAAGAGCCAAACGGAAUCCCGUAAGGGCGAUGUGGUGCAAGGACAAUAUUCAUUAGUCGAUGCUGAUGGCUAUCUACGCACCGUUGACUAUACAUCCGAUGCCCACAAUGGCUUCAAUGCGUUAGUGCGUCGUGAACCACUCGGUCAGAAGGUGGUUAAGGCAAUUGCACCGGUAGCCAAAGUACCGUUGCUCUCCUUCGGUUUGUCCGGCAAGUACUGAGCAUAGGGGGCAAUGAAGCGAUUUCGAACGAAUAGCAGGGUAGUUGGUUGAACGAACGGUUAAAUCAACACAUUGUCACACAACCAAAUCAUUAAGCAAUGCAAAUCGAUUCUACGGGUAGUUUACAUUUAAACAUAUAUUAUAUACAUAUAUACGUAAUAUAUAGAUUUUUUAAGUUCACUACAUUUUGAGUACUCACGCGUCAACCACGAAACACAACAUACAAAUACACAUGCAAUUUUAA